Messenger RNA from Effrenium voratum, 932 nucleotides. The record is from the annotation of a GenBank genome assembly. NCBI's taxonomy places the organism in Eukaryota, Dinophyceae, Suessiales, Symbiodiniaceae.
AUGCGUCGGUCGCCGGAGUCUCCCAGCGACGGCUUCGGUCGGAAACGCGAGAGAUUUCGCUGCUGGCCACCGGGCGAGCUGGGCGAAGUGAGUCAAUCGCCAAAUCGUCAGGCGCCGGGUGGUGUGGACAUUUUGCUCUUCGUGCUCAAGAAGGAGCGCAUCACUGCCGCGGAGCAGGAGACCUUGGCUUACGUCACUCAGCUCCUCUUCGGGCCCGAGUGCCUGCCGAACCUCUACAUGGUUGUCACCCACGCAGGACGCUUGGCGCGGGACGCUGAGUGCCGCGAGCAGUGGCUGCAGGAACAGGUGGCGCUGAGUGCCCACUUCGGGGCCAUGGUCGCGCAUUUGGGGGCGCAGCCGCUGUCGCGGCUGCUCUUCGUGGAUAACAUGGACCCGAAGGAGGCAGAAGAGGAGGAGCGGCAGCUGGUAGAGAAGCGGCGGCAUAGGGCGCUGCAGGACAUCUACGCCUUGCUGCGCAGACACCGUGCUCCUCCCUUCAGGCACAGCAUCAUGCGUCGGGCAGGGGAGCUUCAGGCCGCCCACCUGGAGUCCAUUCGGAAGGACCUGAAGGCCAGGAUCGAGGCCGAGCUUCGGAAGGAGCUGGACAAGGAUCGAGGAGACUUGGAGGCUGAAAGGCGGCGACUCCAGGAUGAGGUUGAGGACCAGAGACAAGAGCUCCGUGAGAAGGAAGAGGAGGUGCGGAGGCUCUUCGAACUAGAGUGGUCCCGGAUGCGCUCGGAGUUCGAGGAGCGCGCCAAGAGCCAAGCUCGGGAGGAUUUGGAGCACAUCGCCAAGGAUAUCGUGGAUCAAACCGAGACCAAGGUGACAAGGAAAGGCCGACGCUGCUGCCUGAUGUGAGCUUUUCCGCAAGAACUUCUCCGGCGAAGCCGGAGGAUUCAUUUGGUACAUCACCCCCACCCCCCAAUGAGUGC